GUUUUUGUUUUUUUUGCAACCGGGGUCAGUUGUCCUCGUGAUGCAGACCCAACUCCCCCGUAGCUAGUUUAAUUACUGGCACGUUGUCCACAGCUUAACCAAAUCCAAUCUUUUGGGCAUAAAAUCCAAACCAUAACUUGAACGUAAACCCGUUCAAACUCGUCCACAGCGAAUCUAAAAGAAAUGUCGCGUUGUUUGAGACGUGUAAAAAUCAAAAUCUGUAGAUCGUACUAUAUUAACAUUUUGUGGAUACCUACACUUAAUUUUCUGCCAAAAAAUCGCCCUGAUUGCGCACACCUGUCUGUCAGGUAAGGGCGACGGAAGUGCGGUUUGGCCGGAGACUCUGAAGUCUUCUCCAGGCUGUAUUUAUUAUGGCGACGCCGCUUUUUAAAUGUGGUGCGCGUUAUUCCUUUAUGGUGCUCGUGGUUAUCGGCCUGUCGUUUAAGUCGUGCUACAGCUUGGAAAACGAGUCUGCUGAACCCGACGCCACCCUUCACCACGGUAAUAUCCUGAGCCCUUUGCUGAAGGCUUUGUCUGGGCAGAACCCAUGGGGAGAUUUCACACCACGAGCCAAACCUGACUCCAGAUAUGUGCGCUACAUGAAGAGACUGUAUAAACUAUCAUCCAAACCGAACAGGAGUCCCGAGGCCUCACACCUGUACAACACUGCCCGUCUGAUCACACCUAGAGAGGAGUGUCUCGAGCAAAACCGAGAAUUCUUCAUGCAGGAUAUUUCCUACAGUCUGAAUCGAGUGAGGUCUCAGGAGCAGCUACUGAAGUCGGUCCUGCUUUACUCUUUCGACCACAACCACAUCACCCCGUUCACAUCGCUCUGCUACCUCGAUGUCAAGGAACAGAAGCCCUCCAAGGAUCACAUGUGUUCUCCGCAUCUCAGCACGCAGCAGUCGGUCCCCCUCCUCACCUUCCGCGUCCACACCGAGAGGAGAGUCCGCCGUCGCUGGGUGGAGGUCGACGUGACCUCCUUCCUCCAGCCUCUCAUUCAAGCCCACAAGAAGCACAUCCAUCUGCUGAUCAACCUGACCUGCGUCGAAGACAUGAUCCCCAGACCAGGAGGCCAGGUUCAUAAGAGCCCGGUGGAGUUAACACACAGAUCUCCGUCUCUUCUUCUGUACCUUAACGACACCAGCGAGGUUGCAUACCAGAGAAGAGCCACACGAGGUAGGAUGGUGGACCUGACGACAAACCGCUGGGAUGGAAAGUCCACAUGGUGGGAUUCGGCUUCGCGAAAGAGACGAGGCACCCUAAAGAGCACCGAUUCGCCAUUUGCGGAAACCAGCAUGCCCAAACUCGUCCCUAUGUACGACUUUCCAACAGAUGACUGUGACCUCUAUGAUUUAAAAGUGAGCUUCAGUCAACUCAAACUGGACCACUGGAUCAUAGCGCCUCACAAAUACAAUCCGAGGUAUUGUAAGGGAUCUUGUCCGAGGGCUGUGGGAUAUAUUUAUGGGUCGCCGGUGCACACAAUGGUUCAGAACAUUAUUUACGAGAAGCUGGACUCCUCUGUGCCUAGACCUUCUUGUGUACCUUCAGAAUAUAAUCCACUGAGUGUUUUGACCAUUGAAAACGACGGCUCUAUUGCCUACAAGGAGUAUGAGGAGAUGAUUGCUACCAGAUGCACCUGUCGAUGAAUUGUUUGGGGUCUUUUUGUGAUGCAAUGCUUAGCAAAACACUGACCUGUUGUUUUUUUUUUUUUUUUUGCACUGGCCAUUCUUAUUAUAAAGAUGAUUAACGACUUGACCACAUGAAUCAGAUAAUUACCUUUUUAUCUGAUUCUGUAGUGCUUAGAAUAUUCAAAUCAGUUAAGCAAUUGAAAUGUUUCGGUGUUUUCUUAGACACUUUUUCUUCUGUAUAAUAGUUAUAUGGGGGUACUUAAUUGUCUUAAGGGAUAAUUUUCUUUUUUGAUGACCGGUUGUUAUUUUAUGUUUUGUUUUGUCGGUUGGUGGUCUUGUCUCGCACUUUCUAUUCCUUCAACAUGAAUGGCAAAAUUUUAAUACUUCUAGUUCUGGACAGAAUAUAAAAAGUGUAGUUCUAUUGUCUUUUCAGAACACUUUUACGUUGUUGUUGUUUUUUUAAAACCUGGGAAUUGUAGACGGUUGUCUCAUGGGCAACCUCUCUCUUCUUGAUGUCCAGAAAAUAAGUUGCCUUAAUUGUGGGCAACUUGAUAUGUUUGUAUUAAGAAGCUAAUAGAUGAGAAUGUGUGUCACAUGACCAUUUAUAUAAUUUAUGUCUGUGUAGUUUGGUCAGGUUGGCUUUGGUUUCACAAAAGAAAAAAACCCAUAUGAAAAUGUAGAAUAAAAACAAAAA
This is a messenger RNA of Labeo rohita (rohu), 2325 nucleotides long. It is a transcript of the gene gdf9, whose product is annotated as growth differentiation factor 9. Gene Ontology annotation, molecular function: growth factor activity; cytokine activity. The record is from RefSeq and is a predicted model, not a curated record. Bases 372 to 1649 code for a protein of 425 amino acids. NCBI's taxonomy places the organism in Eukaryota, Metazoa, Chordata, Actinopteri, Cypriniformes, Cyprinidae. The transcript has 2 exons. Gene Ontology annotation, cellular component: extracellular region. Gene Ontology annotation, biological process: BMP signaling pathway; SMAD protein signal transduction.